AUGAGGCCCACUGAAUCCAGAUUUGAACUUAUUGUAGUAUUUAUUGUAGUAGAUCUAAUAAUAGAUGGUACACACAACGAUAUUUAACUUUACAACCUGAAAGCUGCUUCAGCAUCAUCAACAGGGAUCAUUUAGUGUUUUUGUAAACUAAUAAAAUGUGAAAAAAACAACAUUUUUAUGAACCUUGUUGCUGCUUCUGUAAUAAUGUAAACGUAUGAAAUGAAUCCUUUUUCUUCUWUAAGCUCAUCUUUGUUGGCAGCCAGAUUGUGAGAUGGAUGUGUUCAUGUGUUGUUAACACCACACCCAUAGCUCAGCAUUACUAAAACCAACUCCGUUAGAGCCAUUUGUGUAAUUCCUAAAGUCAAGUAGAUGUGGCGGCCAUCUUUGGUGGUGGGUGGUAAAAAUGCAUGUGAACUGCUGAAGCCCUGCAGUAACAUACAGACUGUCUGAUGUGUUUGAGGGUUUGUUGUGCUUGUGAAAGGAUGAGAGUCACAUGAACACAAGCUUGGCUGCAGCCUGGURUCUGUGGGUGGAUGAGAUCCUGUGUGUGGGAGGAAGUAGGUGGGUGGGAGAGAGAGUCAGGAGUCAGGUUCUGCCUCGAACCGUUGCUGAUAAAAUCAGAUUUUCAGCCACCAACACUUGUGAAUAAACCUAGCUUCAGUCCUUCCACGUGUGUCAGGCUGCAUUCUGAUGUCUUUGUGUUUUCAACUUCUCCUCUGGAAGUCUUUGUUUGACACCCACCCUCCCUGCCUCACCACUUUCAGCGUGCAUCUUCUCUUUCUCUGACUCAUUUGCAUUUCUUCCGCUUCCUCAUUACAAAAAAAAAAAAAAAAAACCACAAAAAAAGGUUCCUGUCAGAGAAGUGUGAGAGCAGCUCAGAUUGGAGAGAAGCCUCAGCAGAUCCAGUGAGGAUGGGGCUGUUCAGUGCAGGAGGCUGGAUACCUGAUCGGAGGUAAUUAUAAACCCAGCACCAGUACAUCACGACAGCAGAGACGUUACCAUGGAAACUGGWAAGCCAGGACUGGCGAGUGUUCUCAGCUCCGUCACAACGCAGGCAGAGAAGAGGCUGAACAUCCAGGUCCCUCUAACAGCUGUUUAUCUCCACGCUGUGCCUCCUGCUGCUGCAGAGCCGCCGCUCUGCUCCAAGGAGGCGCUCCCCUUCCUGACGCUGCACCUGCAGCCUCUGCCCGGCCUGAGUCUGACCGCUCCUGCAGCAAAACCCAAGUCURCAGGUAAACACCUGUGCCCCCACUGCGGGCGGGACUGUCUGAAGCCCAGUGUGCUGGAGAAGCAUCUGCGCUGCCACACGGGGGAGCGGCCCUACCCCUGCAGCACGUGUGGCGUGUCCUUCAAAACGCAGAGCAACCUGUACAAACACAGGCGCACCCAGGCKCACGCCCGGCUCUCCUCUGAGUCUGAGCAGAGCAGCCUGGGCAGCCUGGACAGUGUGUCCAGCUCCAGAGACACCUGCGCCUCCAGCUCUUCUCUGGACGAACAGAAGGAAGAGUCUGGACCACCAACCACCGAGUGCACUGCUGCAUCUGCAGAGGUCUACUGUGUUCCGCUGCAAGGCUCUGUUAGUGAGCAGAGUGAGCCCAGCAUCACACUUCACAACCCACAACCCAAAGAAGAGCAGGAACAACAGACGGAUUAUACAAAACCUGACAGUCUGAAUCGACACGUUCCUCUACAGCGGCAGGAAGCUACUCUGUUCUCCAAGCAGUGGGGCAGCUCUGUCUCCAAAGGGAAAUCGCUGAGUCAUGACAGCACUGACUCUGGUUUCAGCGACAGUCCAGGCAGUGUUUUACUCGAGCACAGCAUGGAUUCCCUGAUGGAAUCUAGCAGGGAACGUGUUGAGAAAAGCACAUCCUGUGACAGAGCCCACUGUGAGCCACAAACCACAGCGAGGAAACAGGAGCAAGAGCUGCUGCUGGAGCGUAUAUCCAAGCUCAUUUCAGAGAAUUCAGCUGUUGUGGAGGACAAACAGCUGGAGAACGUCCGGCCGAGGAAGACUGUCCUUUCAAAGCAGGGCAGCAUUGACCUUCCCAUGCCCUACACCUACAAGAACUCCUUCCACUUCGACAUGAAGAUCGGUCCGACCCAGAAUACUGGUUUGAAAAGGUACAGCAGGUCUGGAMUCUCCAGCUCGCUGCCCUCCGCUGUGGAGCACGCCCCCUUAACCCGCAGUCAUUCCCUUCCCUUCAACUUCACCCUCAUGCAGCCUGAGAGAAGCAGCUCCGCCUCCCCCCAGCAGAGCGAUUAUGUAAAGGCUGYCAGGAGUGGAAGCUCUGGCCCGGUCCACUCAACAGAUUUAUCCAGGAGGCCUGUAAACCAGAACUCUUCUGCACACCGCCCACUGGUCCGGCAGACAGCCGUAGACUGCAACCACGCAACAGACGGCCCGUUCACAAAUGUAUCUGUGGAGGAGGUGUGCACCGGCAGUCUCAGCUGUGACGGAGACGGAGGUGACAUUUGUGGAGAGCCGAACACCAGAAAGUUCCGGAGGAAGAGAGCGCAGAAGUUUGCUUAUGAUAAGUGGUACAUGUACGGGGGUGGGACGUUUAAAAAACUCUACGAUCUGCAGAACAAUACAAAUAACAGCAUGAGAGGCAAAAACUGUUCAACAAAUCYACAGCCUGAGGUUGUUCGGGGUCCAGUGGUUCCCAGGGAGGCGCUCACAACUUCAACUUCAACARUAAACUGUCCAAACAGCGGAGCUACAGCAGGCCGUCCUGGUGCUGGUCUCUCUGUGGUCUCUUCACUGGGAUUUACUAUUUCAACCAGCAGUCCCAGCAAAGCUCCACUCAGGAGAAACUUAUCACUGUCAGUCCUGCCAUUACCUGCUGUUGGGUCGCUGCUUUGCUCAGAAACAACGACCGGGCAACCUCUGAAUGUUCCCAAAUGUCCCAAGUCUCAGCUCUGUGAGGCUCACGCUCCCUCUGACAGGAAAAAACAGAGAACUGACGACAAAACGAGUUUUUMUGUAGACAUGGAAACUGACCCAAACACACUGACUCAUCCCCCCAYCCCUGUGACCGGCAGUGGGUCACAGCAGGAAACUAAUCAGCCCAGAACUCCCAAACACACUGAGCUCAAAGGAGCCCUCUUUCUACCAUCCAUUGGCACUUCAMCAGCCAGGUCUACCCCUGUCGCUGCCAAGACCAGCUUCCUGCCCAAGUACCAGCUCAAGUUACCCAACACUCGUGGUGAAACGCUGGACUCAGCAUCACAUGUGGAGUGCACACUCAGCUCCAGUCCCCUACCUACUACCUCUGACCAAACCUUCCCCUCAGGGACCGCCUGUGGAGGCUUUUCCUCCUCACCACUGACACAAACGUACAAAAACAGCAGUGUGAAAACACCAGGCUUCACAGAGAACCGGCUCGUCUACGGCAACGUUACGACUCUUUGUGAUGCUGCGACAUCAAAGAACAGUCAGAGUCUGACAUCUAGUCCAGCAGUUCUGCACAGGCACUUUGCAACAACCACGACAACCACAAGCUCCCUCCAACAUUCGUGCACCCUCCUGCAGUCUGUGCCUGUACAACCAGCCCAGCCUGUCACAGCUGCAGCUGACAGGUUAUCUCUGACCACAGAACAACGUUCCACAUCUGUUGCCACCAGUGCAGCUGUUUCACAUCACCAGCCUCAGCCCAACCCUUCAUUGUUACCGGAACAACUCUCAGCAGAACCAGAUUCUGCACAUCCCAACAACAAAGCCCACGUUGGCCCCAGUGAGCCAGCUGUACCUGGUUCUGUCGGGUCAUUGGACCAGUCCGCUCAGAAUGUUUUUCAUGUCAACAYGGCAGACUUCCAGAUCUGCCUCCAGAUUAUCUCUGAUGAGCAGCUGGCCCUGAUUGCACCACAAAUAGAGCAUGAUCCAAGCCAGUCACAGACAUGUGACAUUAAGGCAGCGUUGCCUGGAGGUUCUCAGAAURAAGUCCAAACCUUUGGCACAGUGGACUCUGACAAGACAGGGAACUGUGAACAGACAAAAACUCAGAAAGAAACCGAUGGAGGAAAGUCUCUACAGCUGCUCAGCACAGAGACAAYAACACCUCUGGUGUCUGACAGUGACACGUCCACGUCUUCAGCUGGACCUGGUUCCCCUCAGGGUCCGUCCCAACGAGCCCAGARCAGCAGCCAUGUCAGCAGGCUCACACAGACUCAGAGCUCUGCAGCCAGCUCGACGUCAUCGGCUUUGCUCAGAGACCUGAAGACYCUGGAGGAUGAACAAGCUCUUCUUCAGACCCGUUGUGCUGRCAGCAUGGUGGUCCAAGGUGAGAUGGUCUCACAAACAGUUUCUGGCCCACACAAACUAAGCGUGAGCUCUCUUUCUGCUGGCACUGUACAGCAGAGUACAGAGGGUGAGCUACAACUCUUACAUCGUGCUUCAUGUAACGCAGGUUCUGUAAAAACCAGUGGUCAGGGUCCGACACACAGGAAUAAACUGUUGGAAAGUGGAGGCUGGGUCAGACACGUCAGCAGCACUGGGUCGGACUCUUCRGUUUCCAAACAGCUGGACCCACAAACUCCCGUCUACAGCAGUCAGGAUUCAUUGAAACUUCAUGUGAAACAAUCCAGCAGAGCAGGACCUUCAGAUGGUUACCCACCUCCACUGGAAACAAGCCCACCUCCACUGGAAACAAG
Austrofundulus limnaeus is the source of this 4650-nucleotide messenger RNA. RefSeq names its product zinc finger protein 831 (gene znf831). The record is from RefSeq and is a predicted model, not a curated record. NCBI's taxonomy places the organism in Eukaryota, Metazoa, Chordata, Actinopteri, Cyprinodontiformes, Rivulidae.